Messenger RNA from Cydia pomonella (codling moth), 1246 nucleotides. Its product is annotated as serine/threonine-protein kinase rio1-like. The record is from RefSeq and is a predicted model, not a curated record. NCBI's taxonomy places the organism in Eukaryota, Metazoa, Arthropoda, Insecta, Lepidoptera, Tortricidae. Gene Ontology annotation, cellular component: cytosol; preribosome, small subunit precursor. Gene Ontology annotation, biological process: maturation of SSU-rRNA. The coding region runs from base 285 to 1220 and encodes 311 amino acids. The transcript has 2 exons. Gene Ontology annotation, molecular function: ATP binding; protein serine/threonine kinase activity.
ACAUCAAAGCAAGCCACAAUCACUCGCAAAAGUGUAGUGCAACGUGAAGUAACUUUGUUUAAUUUUAAUAAGUUUAUUUAAUUAAUACUGUGUGUGUUGUGUGAGUGUUAGGACUGUUAGGUAUAUUAUUAGGUCGACAAAGUUUUUCAUUAAUUCGAUAUUCGUGUGAAGAAGUACCCGCGUUGGAGUAAUUGUAAAACUAAAAAAUAUAUUACUCAUCUCACAGUGUCCAGGGAACUUAACAGACAGCUGCACCAGCACCCAACUUGGUAUAAAAAAAAAAUAUGCAAAAUACUUCAAACAAAGCAUACUUGGCAGAACAGAAGUACUUAUAUGAAUUUGAACUGGUUUCUUACCUAAAUAAUUCCAAACAAAAACAAUUCACUCAAAGAAUGAAGCUAAAAGAGUAUAAAAUUAUUGAGAAGGAAAAAGCUGUUGCUAGACCACCUUCACAGUAUAAAUUUGGUAGAUCAACAACACAAAUUUUAGAAAUGCUUAUUACCCAACAGCUUUCAGGGGGAUUUCAUAAUAUUGUUGGUAAAGGAAUAAACUCUGUAGUGAUACAUGCACAUUGUCAUGGUAAUUAUCACACAUACUUUCCAGACGGAAAUGCUGUUAAAGUAUACAGAUUGAGUAAUUGUGUAGAAAAAAACAAUGCUAUAUAUAAGCGUGUGCAAAGAGAAAAUGAACAUUUGGAGAUUUUACGGAGUCAGUAUUUUUCUAACAACACUCCACAUCCAGUGUAUAGAAAUAAUAAUGUUAUUAUUAUAAGUUUCAUUGGAUCAAAUCAGGAGACUGCACCAUCUAUAUCAACACUCCCAUCUGAGAAGUUUAAUGAUACUUACAAUGAAAUUGUGAACGAGAUAGACACCUGGUAUAAUAAAUUGGGUUUAGUACAUGGGAGUCUCUCUGCAAGUAAAAUUAUUUGGGUGAAUAAAUUAUAUUUCAUAGGAUGGACACAUUCUGUGAGGAAGGAUCAUCCGAUGGCCUUAAGAAAGCUAAUGAAAGACUGCCAAUUUGUUUCAAUGUUUUUCAAAAGCAGAGGAGUCUCAGUGAAAAGUGCUGAAGAAUUGUUCAAGUCAGUCACAGGGCUCGAGAAGAUUAGCAGCAAAAUUCUAGAAGUAGUACAGAAAGAUUUAUGGAAGGAUCCGCAGACGUCCAACCCGAACAGAAGAAGUACUCGGGAUUUUAAAACCACUCAGAAUCGUUUUAAAUGUUAACAGAAUAAAACUAAUUGAUCAUUUAA